AUGGACGGGAUUUCAAGUACACCGGUCGAAAACUCUGUGCAAUUUUUAAAGUUACGUUAUCGAUAUAAAUCACAUCUCUUAGAGGAUAGUCGUUUGGCCAAAGCAGCCGGGUUAGCCGCUCAACAAGAACUGUUGCUGAAAAGUCCUGCCCCUGAUACUUGGAAAGAACCACGUUUAAAAUCGGUGAACCGACAAUUACGACAAUGGACGAAAAAAUUAGUCAGCCUGGAGGGACACGCGGUAUAGGACGUGAUGAAGACGACACAGAUGACGAGGAUGAACGUAAUUUAGCCGUAGGUCCUUGGCAACAAUUCAUGGGAAAUAUCGCCAAAAUUCAAAAAGGUAUAAGAAGGAAAGCAAUUGCUGCUACACCGCAGACACCCAUUCCACCGGCUCUAAAACAGUCUCCCCACACUCCGCCCAGCGGGAAAAAACCCAAGCUUUCCUUUAAAACUGGGUCCAAAGGAAAGCGUUUAUUACCCAAGACUCCCAAAAGCAAAACACCCAAAAGGAAACCGUCUUCUGCUUCGUCUACUUACAAGAGAGCUGAAACGUUUUUGGAAGAAUUAGCCGCAGAAUUACCGUUUUCAGAACAGGUAGGCGAAUCUCCUUGGAAAAGUCCGGGUGAAUUAUCCAGAGACAGUCUCAGAGCCAUAAGAAGACGUACACGCAAAUCCCAGAGUGAGGAACGAAAAAAAGACUGUUAA
Molecule: messenger RNA, 707 nt
Organism: Porites lobata
Lineage: Eukaryota; Metazoa; Cnidaria; Anthozoa; Scleractinia; Poritidae
Source: the annotation of a GenBank genome assembly